CAAAACUUCAUGCUGGAGAAGAAGAAGAUGCAGCGUGAUCUCACGCGCCCGUUCUAGCCCACGUCGCCUUCCAUUCGAACCAAUUUAGGGCCACAGCCGCCUACCGAGGAUCGGUGAAGAGAUGGGCAACGCGUCGCGCAAGACGGGUGAGCUGCCGGACGAGGCGUCGGGCAUGACGGAGAACCAGAAGAACCUGAUCAGGAGCACUUGGCGCACCUUCUGCAACGACAACCGCGAGUACGGCGUGCUCAUGUUCCUCUCGCUGUUCGUCAAGCACCCCGAGCUCCUGCCAAUGUUCCGCAACUUCCGUUCCAAGCACGUGGCGACGCUCAAGGACGACCCGGCGUUCAGGGCUCAUGGCUGCGCCGUCGGCUACCACUUGACCUCCAUGGUGGAGAACCUCACCGACCCGGCCACCUUCGAGGUGCUGGUGCGCCGCAACGCGACCGAACACCUGCGCCGCAAGGGAGUCACGCCGCACCACUUCGAACUGAUGGGCGAGUGCGUGGUCGGCGUCCUCCAGGCCAAGGAAGAGCGCAUUAUGACGCCCGCAGCCGUUGAGGCCUGGAAGAAGUUCUUGUCGUACAUGGUGGCCAUCAUCAAGGACGUGUUCGACAAGGCGGCUGCCGAGCGCGGCAGCAAGCAAGCGCCCUCUUCGACGGAGCGUUUCUCGGCAGACAUCAUGGAUGAGGCGGGGCUGACGGCGUCUGUGUGCGGCACCGAGACGAGCAACGUAACGGCCAGCUCUCGCGGAGGCGCCAGCAAGUCGGAGCCGAAGGCGGAGGCGCGCCAUGGCGCGGCGCCCGGCCAAGUCGCCAGUCCCCGUAGCGGGCCGGAGAAAGCGACCGCCGGCAGCCCGCCGGUCGAGUCCGAGGGCGCCAGAAAGCAGGGCGUCGGCGCCGCGGGCGCGAAGAAGGACGCGAAGUCGCGCAAGGCGUCGGCGUCUCCGCGUGAGAGGGCGACGUCGUUGCCCCAGGGGGAGAAGUCCGGGACCGCCGAGAAGGCGGCUUCGUCGCGGCGGGACAAGUCCUUGCCCGAGAAGAGCGCCAAGAAGACGGGAGCGACCGAGGAGAAAGGGGCGCCGUCGCCCAAGGGCCGGGCGUAGAGCUGACGUUCUUCGCGAACCGGAAGCCCUGGUCACCGAAAGGCCGCGGGACUUGUUUACUUAUUUUAUGUUCAUAGAUAAUUUGGUGCGGUUAUUCGCUAUUAACUAAGAACGCGCGUGCACUGUUUAAGAAUUUGUGCAUCUCUCCGCACCUAGCGGUUUCCAUUUGUAUACUUGACCUGCAGCUGCUGUUUUGCGUACUUCCUCCUAUACCGCUGAACGUAGACCAAGCGAAGGAGUCCGGGCAAGUACUUUUGCCCUGCGCGACUCAUUGUCCAACAUUUAACUUCGCUUUCGGUAGUUCUUGUACUGCCCGGUGAAUUAAGAGUCACCACACUUUCUCAGGUAGUGUAUAUGAACUCGCUAAAAGGGAGGUGAAUAUGGAAAAAAAACAGUUGCCUCUACGAAAACAGAUAGUUCUCAAUAUUGCGUUUGCUCUCAGCGUUUAUUUCGCAUGUACAAGCAUGCACGUACAUAGAUUAUUCAGCAUGAAUUGUCCGCAGUGUCUGCCUCGAAUUAAUUAUUUAACUCGUCUUGUUUGAGGGUUAUCAUUCACAAUCUUUGUAGUAAUAGGCUGCGUACGUGGGCGGGUAUUCCAGCCAGGAAACAAAGCGUGCGGCGCGCCUGCUUUUGAAUAUACAGGUUUCGUAACGAAAACUAUUUGCAAUUCUCUGCAGAUAUCGGGAAUAUUUAGCAGUGCCCCGACUAUCGUUCCGCUGUCGAAGCGGAACAACCGCACCUUGAGAAUUCGAGAUAAAAUGGACCCGUUCGCUCUUUCGGCAGGUUGUGCUGACGCGAACGUAAUCGUAGCGACAGGUUUGCCUGCUACGCUAGCGGAAGCCUGCGGCAAAACUCCUUUACAUAUGGCUACUCUCCUGAUAUGUACAAUUCCCAUUUGUUGCCCAUAUCGCAUGGAGGUUCCUCGCAAGUCUUUCUUGCAUGCACACGUUCAGUGUUUUGCUUUCCUUUA
Messenger RNA from Dermacentor andersoni, 2075 nucleotides. RefSeq lists its product as uncharacterized. The record is from RefSeq and is a predicted model, not a curated record. NCBI's taxonomy places the organism in Eukaryota, Metazoa, Arthropoda, Arachnida, Ixodida, Ixodidae. Gene Ontology annotation, molecular function: oxygen binding; heme binding.